GUAGUUGUGAUGAAACCAAGCAUCAAUCACAACCUUCGUAUGAGAUCGUUGGUCCCCAGACUGCUGAGCUCCCUUCCGGACGUAAAUCCACAUCCAUUGCAAACUCUCGCGUCUCCCCACCUCCAUCUUCUCAGCACGCAAAAGGCUCACGCCCAAAUCCUCAAGUCUGGAACCCCCGUGGAAUCCUCCCAGCUCGUCCAGUCCUACUGCAACUGCGGCGCAUUCCCAUGCGCUCGCCAACUGUUCGACGAGACACCCCACUGGGACUUGGUCUCCGCCACCGCUAUCAUUGGCUCCUUCGCUCGCCACAAAAGGCACCACGAUGCCAUCGCCCUCUUCUCCCGUAUUCUUUCGAUCGACAUCAGGCCCAACCAAUUCACCUUCGGUACCACUCUCCAUUCCUCCACUGCUCUUCGUAGUCUCGACGUCGGCAGACAGCUCCAUGCUUGCAUAACAAAGAUAAGCCUCCAAUCCAAUGUCUUCGUCGGCAGCUCUCUUCUUGACCACUACGCCAAACUGGGCACCAUCGAAGAAGCCCAGCGUGCAUUCGAAGACACUUGCGAUCCUAAUGUAGUUUCGUACACCGCGUUGAUGAGCGGAUACCUGAAGAACGAGCGGUUCGACGAUGCUCUCCGGCUCUUCCGGAGCAUGCCGGAGAGGAAUGUGGUCUCGUGGAAUGCGAUGAUAGGCGGCUGCAGCCAGGUUGGUCUAAACGAAGAGUCUGUCAAUCUCUUCAUCGAGAUGUGCCGAGAAGGUGUUCGGCCUAAUGAGUCUACCUUCCCUUGUGUACUUAGUGCAGCCGGCAAUAUGGCGGCACUUGGAAUGGGUAGAAGCUUUCAUGCUUCUGCUAUAAAAUAUUUGAGUAGACCUGAUGUUUACGUGGGCAAUUCUCUCAUUAGCUUCUACGCAAAGUGUGGUUGUUUGGAAGACAGUGUCUUGGUAUUCGAUAAGCUCAAGGCGAGGAACAUUGUUUCUUGGAAUGCUGUGAUUUGUGGGUGUGCACAGAAUGGCAGAGGAGAGGAGGCUUUGGAAUUGUACAGAAUAAUGCGGUCUUCGAAUUUGAAGCCUAAUGGUGUCACCCUUCUUGGCUUGUUGUUUGGAUGCAACCAUGCAGGCUUGGUGAAUGAGGGUUAUAACCACUUCAAUUUGGCUAAGAUAGAACAACCAGAUAUACUGAGAGCUGAGCACUAUGCUUGUGUGGUUGAUCUACUUGCUCGCUCUGGGAGAUUUGGAGACGCCGAGAGGUUUCUUCAGGAGCUACCGUUCGAGCCGGGAAUCGGCUUUUGGAAGGCUUUGCUUGGAGGGUGCCAGAUACGUUCCAAUAAGGAUUUAGCUGAGAUGGCUGCUCGCCGGAUCAUUGCAUUGGAUCCGAAGGACAUAUCGUCUUAUGUUCUGCUGUCCAAUGUAUACUCUGCGGCUGGUAGAUGGCAGAGCGUGUCGGCGAUGAGGAGAGAGAUGAAGGAGAAGGAGAUGAAGAGGAUUCCUGGAUGCAGCUGGAUUGAGAUCAGGAACAAGGUCCAUGUGUUCUUUAAUGGGGAUCGGAGGCAUCCUCAGACUGAUGAGAUUUAUACAAUAUUAAUGACAUGUUUGGAUAAUUAAAGUCAUGCUCAUUUGGACAGUCGGACUGUUCCAUUGUGACAAUAGAAUACCAAGUCUUGGAGUAAGUUAGCUUUGAAGUAUACGAGCUGCCUUACCGAUGUCAUUUUGUCAGUUAAUGCAUCCACUUAAGCUACCAUCCUUAGAGUUAUCACCGCCCCAAUGAACGCCAACGCAACAUCAUCGAUAUAACCGAUGCCUGUGUGAAAUUGGAGGACUGAGAGGCGACUUCCAGGCGAGAACAAUCCGAACAACACUUCACUACAGCUACAGUGUGAAGGCCUGGCUUCUGCCAUCAUACAAUCCCUUCCUGCCAUUCCGUUUGGGGAAAAAAUGAAGCAAAAUGAUGGUGAUGAUGAUGGCAACAAGGCUUGCUCUAUUUGCUUGGGGGAAUUUGGAGAAGGAGAAUGGCUGAGAUUGCUGCCAAACUGUGCUCACCUCUUCCACAUCUCCUGCGUUGACCCUUGGCUUCGCUCUCACUUUACCUGCCCGUUAUGCAGAAAUGAUGUUUUGUAUGAUUCUAGUGACAAUUUAGAUUCUUCUUCUUCAAUGAAUGGUUUUUUAGAGAC
Messenger RNA from Elaeis guineensis (African oil palm), 2165 nucleotides. Its product is annotated as pentatricopeptide repeat-containing protein At5g42450, mitochondrial. NCBI's taxonomy places the organism in Eukaryota, Viridiplantae, Streptophyta, Magnoliopsida, Arecales, Arecaceae. The record is from RefSeq and is a predicted model, not a curated record. Gene Ontology annotation, biological process: RNA modification. Gene Ontology annotation, molecular function: RNA binding; protein binding.